Molecule: messenger RNA, 2150 nt
Organism: Megalobrama amblycephala (Wuchang bream)
Lineage: Eukaryota; Metazoa; Chordata; Actinopteri; Cypriniformes; Xenocyprididae
Product: gastrula zinc finger protein XlCGF7.1-like
Exons: 4
Coding region: 334-1488 (384 amino acids)
Cellular component (GO): nucleus
Source: RefSeq, a predicted model, not a curated record
GUGUCACUAUCAUAAAGAUGGCGUUUAUUAAAGAGGAGAGUGAAGAUAUGAAGAUGGCAUUUAUUAAAGAGGAGAUUGAAGACAUUAAGAUUGAAGAAACAUUCAGAGUGAAAUAUGAAGAUACGGAGGAAAAAACAGGCAGCAGAGUGUGAACAGGACUUUUAUUUUGCCAUGAUGACGUGACGUCAUAAGGCUGCGACGCGCUCCUGCAUCUGUUGAUUCGGCUGAAGAAAAAAAAAAAAAAAAAAAAAAAGAUUCGGCUGAAGAAAGGACAAACUCACAGAAAACAUCCUGAUGAAGCGACUGAGAUCUACGUGACACACUAUUAUAAAGAUGGCGUUUAUUAAAGAGGAGAUUGAAGACAUAAAGAUGGUGUUUAUUAAAGAGGAGAUUGAAGACAUAAAGAUGGCGUUUAUUAAAGAGGAGACUGAAGACAUGAAGAUUGAAGAAACAUUCAGAGUGAAACAAGAAGAAACUAAGGAACAAACAGACCUAAUGAUGCUGAAAGAGGAGAGUGAAGUACUGAAUGAAAUGGAUGAGAAAGAUCAAUAUAAGAAUCAUCAUGAUCUUAUAACUGGCCAAAAAACUUUUAGUUGCUCGCAGACUGAAAAGACUUCCUCACAAAAAAGGGCUAUAAAGACAGAAACUAGAAGGAAUUUUACCUGCCAACAGUGUGGAAACAGAUUCACUCAUGAAGGAAGCCUUAACAGGCAUAUGAGGAUUCACAAUGGAGAGAAGCCAUUCACGUGUCCUCAGUGUGGAAGGGGUUUCAAUCAACAUGGAAACCUAAAAGUCCACAUGACAAUUCACACUGAAGUGAAGCCAUAUCCCUGCCAACAGUGUGGAAAGAGUUUCGAUCAACAUGAAAAGCUCAACGUCCACAUGACAAUUCACACUGGAGAGAAGCCUUACAUCUGCCAACAGUGUGGAAAGAGUUUCACUCAAAGAGUAAGCCUUAACAGACACAUGAGAGUUCACACUGGAGAAAAGCCUUACACUUGCCAACAGUGUGGAAAGAGUUUCGCUCAAAUUGGAAAUCUUAACAUCCACAUGAGUGUUCACACUGGAGAGAAGCCUUACACCUGCCAACAGUGUGGGAAAAGUUUUAAGCGAAAAGGAAACCUUAACAGGCACAAGAGUGUUCACGCUGAAGAGACGCCCUACACCUGCCAACAAUGUGGGAAAAGUUUCAACCGAAAAGAAAACCUUAAAGUCCACAUGAGAUUUCACUCUGGAGAGAAACCCUACAUGUGCACUCAGUGUGGAAAGAGUUUCAAUCAAAAACGAAACUUUAAAGACCACAUGAAAAUUCACUCUGGUGAUCAACCCUACACAUGUCCUCAGUGUGGAAGAAGUUUCAAUCAGAAAGGUCACUUUGAAGACCACAUAAGAAUUCACACCGGAGAGAAGCCUUUCACCUGCCAACAAUGUGGGAAAAGUUUCAACCGAAAAGAAAACCUUAAAAGGCACAUGGGAUUUCACACUUGAGAGAAGCCAUUUAUGUGGUCACUGUGGAAAAAGUUUUAGGUAUAAAGUAAGCCUUAAGUGCCACAUGAGUAUUCAUGUAUGAAAGAACUGUUUUUGUUUGUCAUCCUCAUGAAAUGAUUUUCACGGACAGGAAAAACCUCAUGUUUGAGAGAUUGUAUAAUGUACUGAUUACUGUUAUUGUACUAAAUCACCUUUGUGGGUUAAAAUCCCUGUUAAUGUCCAGUGACUAUCAGAGAAAUAAAGUAGCCAGAGUCAAGAAAUUAGAUUCAAUGAAUUGAUUACUCAAAUGAAGAAUAAAGUUUUUACAAUUUUACGUCAACAGAAGUAUAAAUCUGUAUCAAAUAAAAUACAUAUAACUCUGUUGGUCUGUGCAAAAUAAAUUAAUUUGUGUCAGGAUUGCAGUUGUAAUAUAGAAGUAGUGUUUUUUUUUUUACCAUUUUUUCACAAAAGAGGGAGGACACAUACUUAUACUUAUUCAGUCACGUGUUUCUGUUUAUUUGUAGUCACGAGACGGCACAAAUCUCUGGGGCUUUAGUCAGAAACAAUGCAUAUAUAAAAGAGAUAAAAUUUCCUUAGAAAUUAUCAUUUUCCCACCAUCUGAGGAGCUUUGAGUACGGAAGAGGAUUAGGGCCAAGCAAUAAUAAAAAAAUAAAACCAUCUCG